AUGGGGAAAGCCAUGAAUGUUUUAGUUGCUGUUAUAGCAUUGGCAGCAAUGUUACAUACAACAGAAGCUGAAGAGUACGAAUUGGCUUGGUCUAUUCCUUCUGGUGGAGCUGGCACUUAUGAGGCCUGGGCGGCCGAGCAUACCUUUGAAAUCAGUGUCGAUAGUAUAACAUUUGAGUUUCCAGCAGGAGAACAAGACCUGGCUUUAGUGACAAAGGAGGAUUUCGAUAGUUGUACCACCACACAUCCGAUUUUGGAAACAACAAAGCCAGUUAAUGUUGGGAUUGUUCAACCCGGCACAUUUUAUUUCAUCUGCACAUUUGCUGGCCAUUGCGAAAAAGGGCAGAAAAUUGCCGCUAACUGGACCAAUUCUUCGGCCGCGGCACCUGCUCCAUGUCCAAGUUCAACUGCAACCACUUACUCCGCUCUGCCACUUAAAUUUCUUUCCAAAAGAGUUAACAAGCACGGCAGCAAGAAGAAAGUGUCUCUGACCUUGGGGGGUGCCAUCUAA
Molecule: messenger RNA, 510 nt
Organism: Rosa chinensis
Lineage: Eukaryota; Viridiplantae; Streptophyta; Magnoliopsida; Rosales; Rosaceae
Product: umecyanin-like
Exons: 2
Coding region: 1-510 (169 amino acids)
Cellular component (GO): plasma membrane
Molecular function (GO): electron transfer activity
Source: RefSeq, a predicted model, not a curated record